AUGGCUUUCGACGCGCUGGAACUAUGGCGCGAUCUUGUAACGGCCUAUUCUCAAUGCCGCUUCACGAGGCCAGAGGACAAGCUCUACGCCUUUUCGGGCAUCGCCAAGCUCUUCCAGGAGGCCAAGGCUGCCAUCCCAAUAUCGGGCGCCUUCCUGGUCUUGGGCAUCGGUAGAUGGGCCUUUUAA
Messenger RNA from Colletotrichum aenigma, 186 nucleotides. RefSeq lists its product as uncharacterized. The record is from RefSeq and is a predicted model, not a curated record. The transcript is spliced from 2 exons. Bases 1 to 186 code for a protein of 61 amino acids. NCBI's taxonomy places the organism in Eukaryota, Fungi, Ascomycota, Sordariomycetes, Glomerellales, Glomerellaceae.